GAUUUCUAAUACAUGGAAUACUCAUGAACACAUAUCAAAUUCUAAUAUGCAGCCAAUUUUGUUGCCGAGAUCAACAAUAAGUCUGGAUAAAGAUCAUGUUACUUAUCCUAAAGAUAAUGGUAUAUUUUUUAAUAAUGCUACUAAUUUGUCAUCAAACAAUGAAUUGUCGAGUAAAAUUGUUGAUCAAGAUUUUGCUUCUAAAUAUAGGGACAGGUUUGGAAGUUUAGAUAGACGACAUACCAGAAGUUCUAGCUCUCGAAGUAACAGUAGUAUUGAUCACGAACCUCCUGUUGUACCUAUGCCACAUUAUUCAAAUCCUCCACAUAUUGCAACCACAGUUUUACUACCGAAUCAAAUGUAUCCAGAAAAUAGUUUAAUGAGAACACAUUCUCUGGGAAAUAUUAAAAAUGAAAAUCAGCAACAAACACAAAAAGGGUUUACAGAUUUGGACCAAGUAUCAUUAGUAGCUGAAAAUAGAAAAAAUUCAGAAAAAAAAUGGCUUGAAACAUCAUUGGAUAGUAGUAGUGUUGAAUCUGGACCAAUAUUAACACAUGAUUUACCACCUCCAAUCAAAUUGCACACACCCCCUUUAAUACCACAGCAUGAUAAUAAACAUCAACAUUCGUUUGAGCCACUUGUUAACCAUUUUGAUAAUGUUCCAUUUGAAUCGCCCAAAAAUCACACAGUUGUUCAAGUUGGAAAAUGGCAACCAUAUCGUGAAGUAACCAAGCCAUUUGAAAUGUCUGAUUUUUAUAAGUAUAGUACACGGUUUCGAAAACCAUCUGGAAAUUCUAGUAAUACAUCAUCGGAAAUGGUUCAAAACACUAACCCUUCACCAUCACCGCCCCCACCACCACCACCGCCAGUUCCACAAAAUAAAGGAAUUUAUCAACCUCUAAAACCUCUUAAUUGUCAUCCACUAGCACCUCCAAAUAUGUCAGUAAUGGAGGAAACGGUUUGUCCUAUUGAUUCGUUUGAACCUAAUAAUGAAUUAUGUUUGGACGAAAGUGUAUUCGCUAAUGAAAUGUUGUCUUGGUAUCAAGAUGAGGCUACUCCCCAGUCUAGGACUGCAACAUUGGUUUAAUUAUUAUUAAUCAAAUAAUUAAAAUUCAUUAUUAUUACACGCUAAUAUGGUUAAUUUUUUAUUAUCAGC
This is a messenger RNA of Sipha flava (yellow sugarcane aphid), 1153 nucleotides long. It is a transcript of the gene sstn, whose product is annotated as FERM domain-containing protein 4A. Gene Ontology annotation, biological process: establishment of epithelial cell polarity. NCBI's taxonomy places the organism in Eukaryota, Metazoa, Arthropoda, Insecta, Hemiptera, Aphididae. The record is from RefSeq and is a predicted model, not a curated record.